CAGUUUUCUGAGAGGCACUGAUGAAUGUAAACACAGAGGAAUGACGACUUGAAGAGAAACAAUCUGGAUGAAACGGUCACGUUUUGAAGCUUGAACAUCGCACGUUGAAUGGAAAACCGAGUAUAAGCUGAAAUCUCAUAUAUUUGUAGUCGUGUGUUUCUUGCGCAUAUCCAUCAAACGCAGAUGUGUAAGUAGAGAAGUCGAGAGCCAAUUGGAGAAGCGGAUUAUAUCGUCACGUGUGAAUAAUUAACUGAAGGAAAUGAUGCAUGACCGGUGUUGAAAUAUCAUACUAAUUGAGGUGCAUGGAGUGGGGGUGGUUUAUACGUUGUUUCUGAUGAGCUGUCGUCAGUAUGGAUGAUGAAGCUAAGGAAUGAACAGCAGAGAAAUCUGCCUCCGUAUCCAAGUUUCAUUCCUGGGUAUCAGUGAGUUUGUCUUGUGGAGUUUGCCAUCAUGGAUUCAGCUCUACUACUUCGUGUAAUAAACACGACAACUGGAAUCCUAGGCAUCCUUGGCAAUGGCCUGGUUUGUCUUGUGAUUGUCUUGGAGCGAUCUAUGCAUACUUACACCAAUGCACUGAUUCUACACCAAGCUACCAUCGAUUUCUUGGCAUCUAUCUUUAUCAUCGGUUAUGAGUACAUCCCAAGAACCAGUCAAGUCGGUGAGACUCCUGCUGGAUACCUCCUUUGCUACUUGUGGAACUCUCGGUAUUUCAUGUUUACCUUCUUCGUAGCUUCUACCUACAGUUUAGUGACGGUAACUUUUGAGCGUUUCUUUGCGAUCGUUUAUCCGUAUCGAUACCAGAGAUAUUUCGACGGCCGGAAAGCUAUUGCCGUCUGCAUAGCUUGCAUUUGGGCUAUCGUGCUAACUUUUCGAAUCUACGCGUUUUUUCAGUGGUCGGUGGAUGAUGGUGGAAAGUGCGGCUCUAGGUCGGUAGGGGGCGUCCUAGCAGUGGUCUUAUUUCUGCUUCAGUAUGUAAUUCCUCUGUCAUUGAUGACUUACAUGUACAUCAGGAUAGGAAUUGAAAUAUCACGAAGCGCCAAUCGCAUUAUCCCUACAGUGUCUGAAUCAGAUCCGCAGCAUAACAACAACAACGCCAGAAGACUCUUACGCGCACGUCGUAACACCCUUAAGACACUUGUCAUUGUCUUCAUCACAUUCGUGCUUUGCUGGUCUCUCAACCAAGUCUUAUUUUUCAUGCAUAAUAUGGGAUGGCAACCUUUAGAUUUCACCAGUACUAUUUACAUAACAUCGACAGCUCUCCUUGCCUCCAAUGCGUCGGUUAAUCCGUUUAUUUACGCCUUCAAGUAUAAGACAUUUCAGCAGGCAUUGCGCCGGUUACUGUACCGUGUGACGGGCCGUCAGGACCGCCUUAAUAAUGUCACGGACGACAUCCCAAUCACAGGCCAGAUCGAUUGAUCAGUAUAUUUGCUUGAAUCCUGACAACAGAAUUGCACCCGUAUACCAAUUACCGUCAAGAGCUCCAAGCUGUGUUCAAUCAAGAACAGUUAAUAGAGAGGUGUUCUACAAGGAAAACCAACGCCUGGCUUGUUCAACCUCGUCUGAAAGUGACGCGACGAAUCUUCGAGCAAAAUGCCAACAUCACCGUUGUUUGUUAACACUAUAAUUCACAAUUGUCCAGCGCUUAAACUAACAUUCAUUAUCGUAAAAUGUUUGCACUAAAUCAAACAUUCUCUGCAAUAUGUUUGAAAAGAUGGGAAAAUCAAGACCAUUGACACUUUAGGCUUGGGCCAUUUCACGGGCAAUGUUAACAACACGGCUGUUUAUCGAGUCAUUCGAGCUAUUCUCUCAGCUCGGACGAAUGGUUAUACGCGUGGAUUUACACGUGGAUUUCGUAAUAAUGUGUAAAUUAAAUUUCUAAUGGUUGUACAAAAGGUCACGUUUAAAGACAAUAAUGGAGGAAAUGUGGGAAAUCUAGAAGUACCAUAUAGGGGAAAAGCUAGCCAGAGAUCUUUCGGGAGAAUGAGGGGAAAUUUGACUGUUAACUUUUUAAUUAAUUUUGUAUUAAUGAUGGUACCUUUUAGUAAGUUUUGUGCAUGCCAUUUUUAAAUCUGCCUAAAUGGAUAUAGCCGGGAAUAUUACUGGAGGACAUAAACAAUUUAAUGCGUUUUGUUUGAUUCCAACGAGGUUCAUAGUUCGAAACACAAACAAUAUCCUGAGGAAAACGGCAAACAUGGCAAUAAAAUAUUCUGACGUUUUGAUUAUCGCUUCGUAUUUGAGCUCACAAAAAGUACAUGAUAGCACAAACCGUCCUUUACUUUCACUUCCGAAAGGUUUGGCGAAAGAAUGUAAACGAGGAAAAAAAGGAACUUCGGCUAACUAAUGGACAACUGAAAUCACAUCGAAAUCACGAACCCUGCAGAUAAACACUUGUCAAAGGGAAAUUGGGACAAAAUGGAAUAAUUUGGUAUGCGUUUGCUAUUAUAUUGUGUUGUAUUAGAGUAGGCAUAUACAUGUAACAUAGAAACGAAUCUUAAUCUCUCCAAGGACAGGUGGUGGGCAAGGCUCGUAGAUUCUUAACACCAAAACGCCCCCUUUCUCUGUUUUUUUCUGCAACUGAUGUUUAUAUGGGCGUCCUGACUUUUGUCAUUUGGGAAC
Molecule: messenger RNA, 2616 nt
Organism: Patiria miniata (bat star)
Lineage: Eukaryota; Metazoa; Echinodermata; Asteroidea; Valvatida; Asterinidae
Product: allatostatin-A receptor-like
Exons: 1
Coding region: 451-1416 (321 amino acids)
Biological process (GO): G protein-coupled receptor signaling pathway
Cellular component (GO): membrane
Molecular function (GO): G protein-coupled receptor activity
Source: RefSeq, a predicted model, not a curated record